Molecule: messenger RNA, 2238 nt
Organism: Brassica rapa (field mustard)
Lineage: Eukaryota; Viridiplantae; Streptophyta; Magnoliopsida; Brassicales; Brassicaceae
Source: RefSeq, a predicted model, not a curated record
AAAGACUUUUUCAGAUAACAAUACAAUAUAUACAGAAGUUAUCUCUUUUUUAAAAUUAUAUUUUCAGAUUUUGGAUAAUUCUUACUAUUCUUAAUAUUAAUCAAUUAUCUAAUCAAAAUCAAUUAAAAUUUCGUUUUUAUUUUUUAAUUUAUUUAUACAUUUUAUUCAUUAAGGAUAUAAACGAUAUUAACCACUUUAACUGAGAGCUCCAUUUUGAAAACUUACUUCACGUAUAGUAGAUAGAUAUGAUUACACUAGAUUCGACACCAUAACAUUUAUGAGCCCAGAAAUGUCCAUAUACAAUACAAUAGGCUUUACGAGCCGAGGAGCGUUCAUAUACAUCUAUAGGAAGACGAGGGGUGCCCAGCGCUUGACUAUUUUCUCUCUUAUGCUAGACGACAGACAUUAUUUUAUAAUGUAGCAUGCUAACUGCAUUAGAUGGCUUGGCUCUCGUCCAACAGGUUCAAUGGGAAAAACUUUUGGCUGGUUAGGGACUCCCAGCGUUUCUCUGUGACUGUUAGGAGUAUGUUACAGCUUAAACAUCUAUUACCAACGUUCCUUCGGUGUUCUGUUGGUAAUGGUACCACCGCUUCCUUCUGGUUUGAUUUCUGGACAGAACUAGGGCCUCUACAUUUGUUAUUCGGCUCUACUGCAUCUAGGACACUAAGGCUUCCAAUCUCUGCAACUGUUGCUGAUGCAGUCAGGGAUGGUCACUGGAACCUCCCUUCAGCUAGAAGUCAAAACGCAGUAACACUGCAGAUUGUUCUCACCACCACUCCGGUCCCUGCUCCUGCUAACGACAAAGACUCCUUUCUUUGGGGAUCUCACACGGGUAGGUUUGGGGCUAAAUUCUCCUCUUCAGUCACUUGGGAUUUUUUGCGUCAACGAUCCCCCGCUGUUGAGUGGCAUGAGGUAGUUUGGUUCAGGGAAGAAGUUUCCCGUUAUUCCUUUAUCACCUGGUUGUCUUUUUUGGGAAGACUACCAACUAGAGAUCGUCUAAUUUCUUGGGGUUUAGCAGUUCCAGAUCGUUGUGUCUUGUGCUCUUCUCACCUUGAAUCUCACCAGCACUUAUUUUUUGAGUGUUUAUUCGCGGCGUCUAUCUGGUCCAUGUUUUGUGGCAGAUUUAUCACCUCCCCACCAUCGGAUCUCUCCUCUGUGGUUUUGAUGAUUACAAGAUACAAUGGCCUAUAUUCAUCACAAGUGAAGACUAUCAUGAAGCUACUACUGCAGGUUAUUGUCUACUCCUUAUGGCGCGAGCGUAAUGCAAGAAUUUUCAGGGAUGUUGCCCGCCAACCGGUGGCUUUCUUCAGGAUUGUGGACCGGAUUAUGAGAGACAGGUUGCUCUCGCUCUCUCCGGCUCCUGAUCAAGCUCAUUCUCUUCUAGAGCUUUACUUUUGGUUUGUUGAUCCUUUUAGCUAAUGUUGUUUCUUGUUCUAGUUUCUAUUUCAGUUUAUUUCCUCUUGCUCUUGUAAUAAGUUGCUAAUGCAACAUGUAAAACUCAGAAAAUGGUUAUAAAUCUUAACAUUUAGACCAAAAAAAACUGCAUUAGAUAAUGGAAAUAGUGCAUUCAAUAUCAUUCCAUAAAAUCAACAUUUGCUCGACAAUAAAUGUUAGACGGUAUGAUCGCAUCAUAAUAACAAGAGUUCGUGGAAACCCCUUAGUUCAUUGGUUUAACUAAGAGUUUUUUAACAAGAGUUCAUGGAAGUGUGCAGUUCAGACCUUAGAAGAUUGCAAAUUAUGAUAUUGGUGCAUGAAAGCCAUGUGUACAUUGUUGUUAAGUCACUUAGUUAUAGUAUUCACAUGUUUUCUUGCUUCUCGUGGGAAAUUGGGACUUGAUCCAAAUAUUCAGUCUAUCACAGGGCCACCUCAUAUAUUCGCUCUGCCCUUCUUGGGUUUUUAGUAAUUAAACCCCUCAACUAAAGAUGAAUCGUAAAAAAAACCCUCAACUAAAAAUCCUGUGAAAUAAACCCUCAACUUUAGUUCCGUUAACAUAUGUUACCCUCCGUCUAAAAAACCGUGACGGAGGGUGACAUAUAUUAACGGUUUAAAGUUGAAGGUUUAUUUCAUUGGAUUUUUAGUUGAGGGUUUUUUUUACGAUUCAUCUUUAGUUGAGGGGUUUUAUCACUAAAAGUCAUUAAAGGGGUUUUAAGUUAUUUAUUAUCAUUUAUACAUUGUUUUAGAUUGAUUUGUAAGCCUUUAAAACUAAUUUAUAUUUUUAAUACAUUAAUCUAUUAUAAA